This is a messenger RNA of Plasmopara halstedii, 3525 nucleotides long. RefSeq names its product pre-mrna-splicing factor atp-dependent rna helicase prp16. NCBI's taxonomy places the organism in Eukaryota, Oomycota, Peronosporomycetes, Peronosporales, Peronosporaceae. Gene Ontology annotation, biological process: mRNA splicing, via spliceosome. Gene Ontology annotation, cellular component: spliceosomal complex; intracellular anatomical structure. The record is from RefSeq and is a predicted model, not a curated record. Bases 1 to 3525 code for a protein of 1174 amino acids. Gene Ontology annotation, molecular function: ATP binding; RNA binding; ATP hydrolysis activity. The transcript is spliced from 4 exons.
AUGGCUCGCUCUAGGGACAAGUCUCGGCGCAGUCGUUCUCAUUCUCAGGAGCGGGACUCCUCACCUUCUUCUCAUAACAAACACAAUCGCAAUCGAAGACGGUCACAGUCGCGGCAUCAUCAUGGCCGUAGCGUCAGUAGAAACUCCAAUAUCUCGUAUCGAUCUCAGCUUUCCCAUCGUAGCUCCGACAAGCUGAAUGCGACGAAUUCGCGCAAGUUUGAGCGCGAAUCAUCAAAGUCUUACAAGUCUGUGUUAGGACUUGACAAACUCGCGAUUGAAAAGCGUCGCGAACGUGGUAAACAGACCCCGAGAAGCAGCAAAACAACAUCUAGUUAUCCUGAACGAAGAAACAUAUCAUCUUCACACGCAUCAGGACUUAAUUCCAGUGAUUGGGAUGCACCAGAGCGUCUUCAAAGUGUGAAUAGCUAUCAAGAUUGUUCAGAACAGUCAGAGACGCCCAAAACAAGCGAUGAGAGACGAUCUAACAGUUCCAAAAACCGUAAGCGCAGCAGAAGCAGUACUACUAGCACAUAUAAAAACACAGUAGAUAUAUCGCCUCAUAUUGAAGAAAGUACUCGACGUACAGAGCGACAUAAAGCUCCUAAAAAGCAAUACGACGAUCAAGUUGAAGAAGAUUUUGAUCGCGAAUUUUACUUAAACGAUGACGCUGGUGGAGUCGAGACACAUGAAGGUCACGUUUUUCUUGGCAGUGAAGAAAAAUUUAAAGCAUUAGAAGAAAAACUUGCACAAUCUCGAGCAAGAGGCGAUAAUAAACUCAAAGGCAUGUCAGCUAGAGCAUCAGCGUUGUCUGCCGAUCAAGAAGCAUGGGAGACAAAUCGAUUAUUAACCAGUGGUGUCGUAGUAUCUGGACGAGUAGCAACGGCUUUUGAUGACGAAGUGGACGCAAGAGUACAGAUUAUGGUCCACAGUACGAAACCACCAUUUUUAGAUGGUCGAGUAGCGUUCACAACUCAAGUUGAAAUGGUCGCAACCGUAAAAGAUCCAACGUCCGACAUGGCUGUUUGUGCGAGAAAGGGUAGUGAGCUAUUGCGUGAAGUUCGGGAGCAACGUGAACAGAACAAGAUGAGAAAACGAUUUUGGGAGAUUGGUGGUUCGCGAAUGGGCGACGCUAUCGGCAUCAAGAAAGAAGUAACUUCAGAGGAUGAAAACGAUAAAAAUGAUGAAGCAACGAGUUACAAGCACGAUUCACAAUUUGCAACACAUUUGAAAAAACAAAAAGCUGUUAGUGUGUUUGCAAAAACGCGGACGCUUCGACAACAGCGCGAAUAUUUGCCAAUUUUUCAAUGUCGACAAGAAUUGUUGCAAGUGAUUCGUGAGAAUCAAAUUGUUGUGAUUGUUGGAGAAACAGGAUCUGGCAAAACGACACAGCUGACGCAGUAUUUGUAUGAAGAAGGAUAUGCUCAAUUUGGAAUGAUUGGGUGUACCCAACCACGUCGUGUGGCAGCUAUGUCGGUGGCUCAACGUGUGAGUGAAGAGAUGGAUGUGACCCUUGGCGAUGAAGUUGGGUACGCAAUUCGAUUUGAAGAUUUAACAACAGAUAAGACUAUUAUCAAGUAUAUGACAGAAGGUGUGUUGUUGCGUGAGUCUUUGCGAGAAUCUGAUUUAGAUUCGUAUUCGUGUGUGAUCAUGGAUGAAGCUCAUGAACGCGCAUUGAAUACUGACGUUUUAUUCGGUAUUCUACGCAAAGUAGUACAACGUCGAAGUGACUUUAAAUUAGUUGUCACGUCGGCUACGUUAGAUGCUGACAAGUUUGCCAGCUUUUUUGGUGGUGUCCCUAUGUUUAAUAUUCCUGGUCGAACCUUUCACGUGGAAACUCGCUACACCAAGUCUCCAAGUGACGAUUAUGUCGACGCUGCUGUAAAGCAGGUAAUGCAGAUUCAUCUCUCUCAUCCUCCAGGUGAUAUUUUAGUAUUUAUGACAGGCCAAGAAGAUAUCGAAGCGACUUGUUACAUACUAGCAGAACGAAUGGGAAAGCUUGAUGGUGCCCCACCUUUAAUGGUACUCCCAAUGUAUUCACAAUUACCAGCUGAUUUACAAGCCAAGAUCUUUGAUGCUUCAGAGAUUCGCAAGUGUAUUGUAUCGACAAAUAUUGCCGAAACUUCGCUUACUGUUGAUGGUAUCAAGUACGUAAUUGACACUGGUUUCUGCAAAGUUAAAGUAUACAAUCCUAAAAUUGGCAUGGACGCGCUGCAAGUAAGUCCAAUUAGUCAGCAAAAUGCCAAUCAACGUGCCGGUCGAGCUGGUCGUACAGGUCCAGGUGUGGCAUAUCGAUUGUAUACCGAGCGGCAAUUUGUCAAUGAAUUGUUGGAAGCCCAAAUUCCCGAGAUUCAACGAACAAAUUUAGGAUACGUUGUGCUUUUACUUAAGUCUCUUGGUGUGUCCAAUUUGCUUGAAUUUGACUUCAUGGAUCCACCGCCACAAGAUAAUAUUAUCAAUUCCAUGUACCAAUUGUGGGUCUUAGGAGCCUUGAGUAAUACAGGCGAACUAACAGAAAUUGGCAAAAAGAUGGUUGUGUUUCCACUCGAUCCACCACUAGCGAAAAUGCUACUUUUCAGUGAAGCAUUGGGAUGUUCUACGGAAGUACUCAUUGUUGUCAGUAUGUUGUCUGUGCCCAGUGUCUUUUUUCGUCCGAAAGAUCGAGAAGAAGAGAGUGAUGCAGCUCGAGAAAAGUUUUUUGUACCCGAAAGUGACCAUUUGACGUUACUGAAUGUUUAUCAACAAUGGGAAUCAAAUCGUCACUCGGCUCAAUGGUGUUCGGAUCAUUUUAUUCAUGCAAAAGGAUUACGUAAGGCAAGAGAAGUACGGGAGCAAUUGGCAGAUAUUAUGAAGCAACAACGUGUACGUCUGAAGUCAUGUGAAGGACGCUGGGAUGUUGUUCGAAAAGCGAUCUGUUCAGCUUAUUUUUAUAAUUCGGCGCAAAUUAAGGGUAUUGGAGAAUACGUUAAUAUGUUGACGGGAAUGCCGUGCAAUUUACAUCCAAGUGCUGCACUCUUUGGUCUUGGUUACACGCCAGACUUUGUGGUAUAUCAUGAACUUAUAUACACAAGUAAAGAGUACAUGCAGUGUGCCACAGCCGUUGAAGGAGAGUGGUUAGCAGAGCUUGGGCCAAUGUUUUUUAGUGUCAAAGAGUCGUUUCAGUCACGAUUAAUGAAAAGAAUGAAGGAGAAAGAGGAAGCCGUAGAAAUGGAGAAUGAAAUGGAAGCUUCUCUUGUCGCUAAAGAUGAAAAGGCCAGGACAGUGUCUAGCAUAAAGCACAAUAGUGAUAGUCAUCACAAGAAGCAACGCAUGACUGUGGCAGGACCUGGCCACUCUGAAUUGUUCACUACUGUACUACAAGAUCGGAUUGAUAUUGUUGGUCUUAUCGAGCAUCAUGGACUUGUAUUUCAAGUCGCCUUACACCAAGAGAACGUUCGAAGGCUACAAGCUCGAUCUGACAUUCUCAGUUCUCAGACAUUGGCAGAUUCGAAGCUUUUGGGAUCAUAUGUGGAUGUAAGCUCUUCCUGA